AUGCGCUUCGAGAUUGUCCUCACGCCGCUGUUGGUCUUCUCCGCGACUGCAGUGCCGGUCCCAACCAACAACAACAACAUCCAGAUCGCCACACGACAAGAACAGGACAUCUGCAACGGUACCGAUUUCGCAACUGUCUUCGAAGUCCGAGUCUGCGAGCCCUACGACGCAUCCACAUGCAGUGCCAUUGCGGCCACCAUCCAGGACUGCUCCUACGACAGACUACUAUACUGGGGCUGCGAAGACGACGCAAGUGGUGCAUACAACGGCACCGGAGGAUACUACGCUCGCGUGGAAAUGAUUCCAGAUACGACCAACAUGAGCUGCGUCGACGAGUACCUGCAGGAGAUGUUCCCGGACAAGACGGACGUCCAGCUGGAUGUCACUGAUUGCACCGGACGCAAGGCUCCACAGAUGCAAGAACGCAACGCCAUCCAAGUGGGUGGCCCGUACGACGUGAACCGCUGCGUCGACACCGAAUCAACGCUGGUGAAGUCCUGCUUGACCACCCCGGUCAACGUCCGUAUGGAGAACUGGAAAUGCUAUGAUGACGGAAGCUCCAUGUAUAACGAUGGCAUCGUGGGGACCUACAACAUCUCCUUGGCCGUGCAUCCGUAUGAUCCGCAUCCUUACUACAGUAACUGCAUUGACGCAGUCCUGGACGACAAGUUUCAUGAGUUCCUUGACGUCACUGGGGGCUUGAAGUGCAACGAAACCGUUUGA
Messenger RNA from Zasmidium cellare ATCC 36951, 723 nucleotides. RefSeq lists its product as uncharacterized. The record is from RefSeq and is a predicted model, not a curated record. The coding region runs from base 1 to 723 and encodes 240 amino acids. Lineage: Eukaryota; Fungi; Ascomycota; Dothideomycetes; Mycosphaerellales; Mycosphaerellaceae. The transcript has 3 exons.